This is a messenger RNA of Candidozyma haemuli, 1062 nucleotides long. Its product is annotated as pheromone-regulated protein. Bases 1 to 1062 code for a protein of 353 amino acids. The transcript has a single exon. The record is from RefSeq and is a predicted model, not a curated record. NCBI's taxonomy places the organism in Eukaryota, Fungi, Ascomycota, Pichiomycetes, Serinales, Metschnikowiaceae. Gene Ontology annotation, cellular component: cellular bud neck; fungal-type vacuole.
AUGAGACUUCCCUUAGUGCUUCUAUUGGCAUCGCUUAUAUCUGCUGGGCCACUUCCACAAAAGACCGGGUUGGUCCAUCGUCACCAUCUCCAUGCUAGAGACGACAUGCCGGCGGUCACCGACUCGAAGCCAAAGAGCACGAGUACGACUGAGACAAAGGAUCUGAAGAAGACUGACUCUAAGGAUGAGUCCAAGGAUGACGAUAAAGAUGAGUCCACGAAAGAUGACAAGAAAGAUGAAUCUGAAACGUCUGACAAGAGUGACAUGCCUUCGGCAACUGCUCUGCCUUCAACUACAGAUAUGCCUUCCGCUUCGGAAAUGCCUUCCUUCUCCGAGGAACUGUCGCUGACUACUCUGUAUAGCUAUGACAUUACUGUUCCACCUUCGGUGAAUACUGGCGCUUAUAGUGCCAACCCUUACGUGCAUAGGUCGCUGAAACCGGCCAAUAUGGUGUUUAUUAUUGUCGGUGGUAUUUUGGGGCUUCUUCUGCUCCUUGUGUUGGUUGUAUGGUUUGCUUUCUGGCUUAUUAGCAGACACAGAGCCAAGAACGAACGUGCAGUUUACCUAGGCAUGCACACGCCUGGCGGAGGCUUCCACCUGAGUCUGUCGAGUUUCCUUCUUAACGACGGUAAUCUGUCAAUUGCUGAAAAGUCCAGUUCCGGUUGGGGCUCGAAUUCUUCAGUUCUCAUGCUUCAUCGUCAAUCGCUGACGCUUACUUUAGACAAACAGAGUGUUUUGCCUUCCCAGGGACGCAGUUAUAGAGAAAUGCUGGGAAUGGAGCAUUCCAGACGUGGGUCCAUGUACAUUUCGCCUGUUCUAGAGAUGAUGCAUGGCAGAAGCCGACUGCAAGUGGAUUUGGUACGUCCAGACUCUAUAUAUGGCCUUGAGCUGCCGUAUGCUGAUUCACCGCUUCCAUCGCCUAUGGGCAAUUCUUCCACAGAUGCUAUCAACACCCAGCCAUUAGAAACACAGGAAAAGAAGAAACUGAGACCGCCUUCACAGCUUCUAGACGACCUUCUAGGCGACGGCAUGGACUUUACCAUGGAUCCAGCGAAGAGGUGA